Carica papaya (papaya) is the source of this 872-nucleotide messenger RNA. RefSeq names its product CASP-like protein 1E2. Lineage: Eukaryota; Viridiplantae; Streptophyta; Magnoliopsida; Brassicales; Caricaceae. The record is from RefSeq and is a predicted model, not a curated record.
UCCCUUCUAUUUAUACUCUUCUCUUGACUCCAAAUUUUCUCUCACCCCAUCUCCGUACUCAUCUCCAUUUUCUCAUAGGAACAGCUAGAAGUUUCCUGUUUUACAUCUUUUUGGAAACUAGAUGGAUCAAGAUCACCAACAUGGUGAUAAGUUCAACCCCACUGUUUUCAGUACUGAUCAGAGCAAGACUCAUGAUCAAAAAUUGGAAAGAAAGAAUAGGAAAGUGAAUGGAUUUGAGUUGAUGAUGAGGGUUUUGGGUGUGGUGUUGACACUAGUAGCUGCAAUUAUACUGGGAGUUAAUAAACAGACCAAGCUGGUUUCUCUUGAGCUCUUGCCAAAUCUUCCACCAGUUUAUGUUCCUGCCACUGCCAAGGCUCAUUACUUGUCUGCUUUUGUGUAUUGCACGGUGAUAAACGCAAUGGCAUGCGCAUACGGCGUCGUUUCUAUGGUGUUGCUGACGAGAAAGAAAGUAAGAAAGAGCGGAGUGAUGAUGAUGAUGAUAACAGUGAUCGAUUUAGUGAUGGUAGCUCUACUUUUCUCCAGCAAUGGAGCGGCAGCAGCAAUCGGAUUGAUGGGAUACGAAGGCAACUCUCGUCUUCGAUGGAACAAAGUCUGCAAUGUCUUCGGCAAGUUCUGUGUUCAAGUCGCAGUCGCCAUUGUUCUUUCUCUCCUUGCUUGUGUUGUUUUUCUUUGCCUUGUUCUUUUUGCUCUUUUCACUAUCUACAAAAUUUCUAAAUAGCUUACUUCCAAUCAUAUCUAUUCUCUUUAUAUGAUAUCUAUAUAUCAUCCACAUGUUUUUACGAAUUUUAUUUGGUCUCUUUAAGCAUGUAAAAAAUAAUUAAUUACCCACAUUUUCUCGAAAUAAAUUGAUU